This is a messenger RNA of Suillus clintonianus, 470 nucleotides long. RefSeq lists its product as uncharacterized. NCBI's taxonomy places the organism in Eukaryota, Fungi, Basidiomycota, Agaricomycetes, Boletales, Suillaceae. Gene Ontology annotation, cellular component: fungal-type cell wall. The transcript has 4 exons. The record is from RefSeq and is a predicted model, not a curated record. Gene Ontology annotation, molecular function: structural constituent of cell wall. The coding region runs from base 46 to 357 and encodes 103 amino acids.
CUCUGCCCACCAAGUAUCAUUCCUGAUCACCCUCUCUCAGCAAAAAUGAUCUUCAGCAUCUUCGCUCUCCUUCCGUUUGCCCUCCUUACUGCUGCUCAAAGCCAGUGCGACACUGGUGUCAUCGAGUGCUGUAACAAGGACACCCUCUAUUCGCAAACAGAGCCUAUCCUGACCGAGUUUGGCCUGGUUGACGUCGCUGCGGUUGUGGACGCCUUCGUGGGUCUUGAAUGCUCCGGCAUCAACGUUGUCGGUACUUCCACUGGUUGCUUGGCAAACCAGCAGCCCGUUUGCUGCGAGAAUCAGAAAUACAAUGGUAUUGUCAGCAUUGGCUGUACUCCCAUCAAUGUCAACCUUUAAUAUUACCUUAUUUUGAUGACUAUUACUCUCCUAUCACCACGUUCCUUGUUUGUAAAUUCAUCAGUACAAGUACCAUGAUACCUGCCUCUACCAAUGGAACUAUUGCUGUCUUC